CAGAUACCCCUUUCAGAUCUCUCCACCUGACCCACACCAAAACCUCUCAAAUCUCAACAAUGGCGUCUUCCUCUCUCUUCCAAUCCCCCUCCUUCUCUCUCAAACCCCAGAAACCCAUUUCCCCACCCUCCACCAAACCCCGUUUCACCACCAUCAAAUGCUCCUCCUCCUCCGCCGCCAAAUGCCGCGACAACAUCCGCGACGACGCCCACCGCCACAACACCACCCACACCCACCACUUCUCCGCCAAGUACGUCCCCUUCAACUCCUCCGCCAACGACGACACGUCGUCCGAGUCCUACUCCCUCGACGAGGUCGUCUACCGCUCCCAGUCCGGCGGCCUCCUCGACGUCCAGCACGACAUGGCCGCCCUCAAGAACUACGACGGCAAGUACUGGCGCGACCUCUUCGACUCCCGCGUCGGCAAAACCACCUGGCCCUACGGCUCCGGCGUCUGGUCCAAAAAGGAGUGGGUCCUCCCUGAGAUCGACAGCGACGACAUCAUCUCCGCCUUCGAGGGCAACUCCAACCUCUUCUGGGCCGAGCGCUACGGCAAAAAAGUCCUCGGCAUGAACGAGCUCUGGGUCAAGCACUGCGGCAUCAGCCACACCGGCUCCUUCAAGGACCUAGGCAUGACCGUCCUCGUCAGCCAGGUCAACCGCCUCCGCAAAAUGAACCGCCCCGUCGUCGGCGUCGGAUGCGCCUCCACCGGCGACACCUCCGCCGCCCUGUCCGCCUACUGCGCCUCCGCCGGGAUCCCCUCCAUUGUGUUUCUGCCGGCGAAUAAGAUCUCGAUGGCCCAGCUGGUCCAGCCCAUCGCAAACGGGGCCUUUGUGCUGAGCAUCGACACCGAUUUCGAUGGCUGUAUGAAUCUGAUUCGAGAAGUGACUGCAGAAUUGCCGAUUUAUUUAGCUAAUUCUCUCAACAGUUUGAGACUGGAGGGCCAGAAAACAGCAGCUAUUGAGAUUCUGCAGCAGUUUGAUUGGCAGGUCCCGGAUUGGGUUAUAGUUCCGGGAGGCAAUCUCGGAAAUAUAUAUGCAUUCUACAAAGGGUUUCAUAUGUGUAAGGAGUUGGGGCUGGUUGAUAAGAUUCCUAGACUUGUGUGUGCUCAAGCUGCAAAUGCAAACCCUUUGUACUUGCAUUACAAGUCGGGGUGGGAUGAGGAGUUCAAGCCUGUGAAGGCAAACACUACGUUUGCGUCUGCAAUUCAGAUUGGGGAUCCUGUUUCCAUUGACAGGGCCGUGUAUGCGCUGAAGAAGUCGGAUGGGAUUGUGGAGGAGGCGACCGAGGAGGAGUUGAUGGAUGCCAUGGCGCAGGCGGAUUCUACUGGCAUGUUUAUAUGUCCUCACACUGGUGUGGCGCUGGCGGCGUUGAUCAAGCUCCGGAAUAAGGGGGUUAUAGGCCCCACGGAGAGGACUGUGGUGGUGAGCACGGCUCAUGGGUUGAAGUUUACGCAGGCGAAGAUUGAUUAUCACUCUAAGGAGAUUCCGGAUUUGGCUUGCCGGUUUGCUAACCCACCGGUUCAAGUGAGGGCAGAUUUUGGGUCGGUUAUGGAUGUUUUGAAGAAGUAUUUGAGUAAGUCGGAGGCUCCAAAGCAUUAGUUUUGUAGGGGGCAGUGUCCUAGUGUGUUAUUUGUUAUUUUGCUUAGAGCGUUUAGGCAUUGGUAUCGUUCUCUAUGUGCUUUUUGCUUUGGUGAUUCAAUGUAGGAUGAGGAACUGUUUUAGCUUGUAGUGCUCAGAAUAUGGUGGAGAAGGGAGAGUCAUUUAUAAGGCAGCAUCGCCAAAUUUUGUGUAUGAGUUCAUUAUCAUAUGAAUUUCACCACAUUUUUCCUUAUAACAAGUUUUCUUUAGCUUCCAAGUC
Messenger RNA from Rosa rugosa (rugosa rose), 1860 nucleotides. Its product is annotated as threonine synthase 1, chloroplastic-like. Lineage: Eukaryota; Viridiplantae; Streptophyta; Magnoliopsida; Rosales; Rosaceae. Gene Ontology annotation, cellular component: cytoplasm. The transcript has a single exon. The coding region runs from base 60 to 1601 and encodes 513 amino acids. Gene Ontology annotation, biological process: L-cysteine biosynthetic process. Gene Ontology annotation, molecular function: pyridoxal phosphate binding; threonine synthase activity. The record is from RefSeq and is a predicted model, not a curated record.